CUCGCGCUCGGCCAUGGCGGAGGCCUCGGUGGGCCGGCAGAGCCCCAGGGUGGUGCCCUACCCAGCCCACAGCCUGUGUCCCGGGGAGCCCGGCCUCCAGAGCGCAGCAGUUGUGUCCAUGGGCUCAGCUGAUCACCGACUGAACCUCGCAGAGAUCCUUUCACAGAACUAUGGCGUGCGGGAAGAAAGGGAAGAUGAUGAGACUCAGGAGAAGCAGAAAUCUUUAGAAGAGCUGGAGAAGAGUUUCAGUGCCUCUCAGAGCAGUGAAAUGCCAUUUGAGGAGCUGCUGGCACUUUAUGGCUAUGAGGCAUCUGAUCCCAUCUCGGAGCCGGACAGCGAGAGCAAUGAUAUCACCCCAAACCUCCCAGACAUGACUCUGGAUAAGGAACAAAUAGCGAAGGAUUUGCUUUCAGGGGAAGAAGAGGAGGAGACACAGUCUUCAGCUGAUGAUCUGACUCCAUCCGUCACGUCCCACGAUGCGUCAGACCUAUUCCCAAACCAGCCUGGUUCAAACAAUUUCCUUGCUGAUGAAGACAAAGAGCCCUGUUCAUCUCCCUGUGCUUCCUCCAUGGCUGAGGAUUCAGAGGAGGAUUCCAUCCCACCCAAUGAGUGCAAAAAGGAGAUCAUGGUUGGACCUCAGUACCAGGCCACUGUUCCUGCCUUCCACCUGAAUAGGCACGGUGAAAAAGCCUAUGAGAAUGAAGAUCAGCUGCUUUGGGAUCCAAACGUACUCCCCGAGCGGGAGGUGGAGGAGUUCCUGUACCGCGCAGGGAAGCGGCGCUGGGACGAGCUGUCGAGCAGCAGCCUGCCCGAGGGAGAGGUGGUGAAGGACAAUGAGCAGGCGUUGUAUGAACUGGUUAAAUGCAACUUCAAUGCAGAAGAGGCGCUGCGGCGGCUGCGGUUCAAUGUGAAGGUCAUCAGAGAUGAGCUUUGUGCCUGGAGUGAGGAAGAAUGUAGAAAUUUUGAGCAUGGCUUCAGGGUCCAUGGGAAAAACUUCCAUCUUAUCCAAGCAAACAAGGUCCGCACCCGCUCGGUGGGUGAGUGUGUAGAGUAUUACUACAUGUGGAAAAAGUCAGAGCGCUACGACUACUUCACUCAGCAGACUCGUCUAGGAAGGAAGAAGUACGUCCUCCACCCUGGAGCCAUAGAUUACACGGACAAUGACUUGGAUGGAGGUGAAGUAGAAAACACCAGUCGCUCUCGGAGCUCCCCACCAGUUCCCUCUGCAGCCAGCUGCCUGGAUCCCCACUUUGCUCAGGAUCAGCUGGCCAUGGAGAGCACAGAGCCCCUGAGCGUGGAGAGCACGGCCUGCAGCCUGGGCAGCAUGAGUGAGUCAGGGCAGGGCUAUGAGUGCAGCACACCUUCAGAGACCAAUUGUUCCUUUGACCCCACAGAGGAAACCUCCUCGGGCACCAUCUCAGCUUCCUGCACGCGACACCCUGUCCCCCCGGUGGGCACAGGGCUCUACGCUCUGCCACCCCCAGGACCAGGACUAGCAGAGAAGCAGGAGACGUUGCAGAGCUCUGGUGAGACGAUAACCAUGGACUUCACUCUCCCUGCAGACAUUAACGAGGGUUUGCCUUUAAUUGCUGACCCUGUGGAUUUGGACAGAGACCCAGAGGCAGUGGUGGCCCCUGCGCAAGUGUCCUUAUCGGUCACAGAUUUUGGCCUCAUUGGCAUUGGAGAUGUAAAUAGCUUCCUGACUGCUCACCAGGCCUGCCCAGCACCUGUGGCUCGCUCGGAGCCUUUGUCACAGUGAGCAUCUCCAGUCACAAACUUGUCAGAGACCCAGCAAGGACUUUGACCUGACUGAGUGAAAUCCUGGAACUUCCACUGUUCUGUAGGGGCAGAUUGGAGCUGUUGGUCAGAAUCCAUCUUUCCAUCCUCCUUGAUCCAAGGCUACAGUGAAACCAAACACCUGCUCCCAUGUGUUCUGGCACAAUCACACUGAGCUGUGGCUCACUCUGGGGGGGGUGUGGAUCCGUCACCCCUGGUUUUGUUGCCCAUAUGUCACCCCAGGUAAUUACAGGCUGUUCAAAGAGUUGCUGCCCUUGGGACAGGGGAAUGUCCCUUGGUCCCAGGGGGACAGUCUGAAUGCAGAGAUGCUUUGAGAGCAGGGAUGGUGUCACCAGCACUUCGGGGCUGGGACAGAGGAUGCAGUCUGGAGGUCAGAGUGCUCAGGAAAUCCGCAGGGAGCACAGAACCCCCAGGUUGCAGGGCCAUUGCCUGCAGACAGGCCUAACAAUGCCAAAGUAAUAUGAGGAUUCUUGGCCCUUCACCCACAGGCAGCUUGUUGUAACAGGAGUCGUUCUCCUUGUCCCCUCCCUACAGCCAUCCUGCCCCUGUUGUGCCUGGUGCUGGCGUGUGCUGCUCCCCGCAUCUCCCACGGCUCUGCGUGUCCUUGCUCUGCCACCAGAUGCAGGUGGGACGUGGCCUGGUCCACCUUUUCCCUCAUGUCUGGGAAGGGGACUCUGUGCACCCCAGUCCUCACUUUCUCUUGCAGUGCAGGGCGGGGGAGAACUUGUGCUGGGAGCAAGGGCAGUUCCCAGCCCCACAGAGUGAGGCUGGCGUGGGUGCUGCUGGUGGUGGUGAGUGACUCCAUCCUUGCUGGCUGCUGCAGAACAGGAGGGAAAAUGCAGAUGAAAACACCUCAGCUUGUGCAGGUGAUUUGUCAGCUGAAGGAUGAGGAGGUUGCUCUGCUCCCAGGGCACCAAGUCAGGGCACCCAGUCUGGUCACCAAGUCAGCAGUGCUAGUGCAAUCCGAGGUAGGAGGGCACAGCAGUCCCAUGCCUCCCUGCCCCCUUUUUGCCUCACAAAAAGGCUGUUUUCUGACAGGAAAGUGUCUCUCUACUGCCAUUAGCAACGUUUCAGAGCGGUGACAAGGGUGGCCCCAUGUGGCAUUGAGGUGGCCAGCUGCUGUGCAGAGAGCCACAGCAGCAGAUGUGGGUGUGCAGGAGGCUGGAGCUGCUUCACUUCCUAGAUGUGUUUGAGGCUUGGGGUUUGCCACUGGCUUAAAUCCAUGUGUUCUCCUUCCCUUUUUUCCAUGCAGGAAUUUCUGCCUGCUGGUCAGGGCUCUGCUGCAGAUGUUCCUCCCUCCAGACAUUUCUGCUUUUGGAAGGGGUCUGAGUUGAGUUUUUUUGCUUGUUUUGGGAGAGGCCUUUGGGCUGAUCCCACAGCUGGUUUUGCUGCCAGUGGAUCUGAAAGAUGACUCAGCCCAUUAGCCCGGAUCUUCCUUUUCCCCAGCCUGUGAAGUUGUGCUCAGCACUGCAGUAGGAGCACGGAGCCAGCAGCUUCCCAGGAUGGCAGGACCAGCCCGUGUUUCCUCCCCCAAGCCCAUUUUGGGUGCAUUGGUGGGGUUUGCCUUGGCCCCACGGGGGGAACUGAGACCCCGGCGCACGCAGCAGCCCUAGCUGGGUGUCCCACUCAGACGGACACCGUAGCCAAGGUCUCCCCUCUGGCUGCUCCCAGGUGCUGGAAACAGAAAGCAAUUACAAGUGCCCGCUCCAUAGUGGAACUGCCCAGGCUGCCAUUCCCCUUUUCUGGGGGAGAGAGGAAGCUCCUUGGCUGAAAGGAGAGGAGGAGGCAGGGUGAGAGCUCAAGCAGCCCACCCAGGGAGGACCAGGCCUUGGCAUCUCCUCGCCAUCAGCCAAGAACAUCCUUAGUUUUCCUGAAACCAUUUUUUCUUUGGUUUGUUUCAAGCCCUAAUGGAAGGAGAGGGGAGGCUGUGGGAGGUAAAAAUGUCUCUUAUUUAUGUUAUUCAGUGUUGUUUACAGAUGCGCAUGGGGUCUUUCAACAUGAGUGCAGCGCUUUUUCCCCAUAACUUUAAGGGAGAGGGGUGGAAAGGGCUGGGACAGGGAGGGGAUCACUCGGGGAGGAGGUUUGGGUUUUUUUUGUUGGGGUUUUCUUUUUCCUUCUUACAAAGCACAUUCACUUUGAGCCACUCCCAAUGCUGGACUCUUUCCCCCCUUCCCCUCCCAAGCCCUACACUGUGAAGUGAUACUGCCUUGAAGACCCCUCAACAUUAUUUAUUUAAUUAAAAACCUAAUUUGAAAGUGA
Messenger RNA from Apus apus (common swift), 4056 nucleotides. It is a transcript of the gene MIER2, whose product is annotated as MIER family member 2. NCBI's taxonomy places the organism in Eukaryota, Metazoa, Chordata, Aves, Apodiformes, Apodidae. Bases 14 to 1759 code for a protein of 581 amino acids. The record is from RefSeq and is a predicted model, not a curated record. Gene Ontology annotation, cellular component: nucleoplasm. The transcript has 13 exons. Gene Ontology annotation, molecular function: histone deacetylase binding; transcription corepressor activity. Gene Ontology annotation, biological process: negative regulation of transcription by RNA polymerase II.